Dovyalis caffra is the source of this 843-nucleotide messenger RNA. Lineage: Eukaryota; Viridiplantae; Streptophyta; Magnoliopsida; Malpighiales; Salicaceae. The record is from the annotation of a GenBank genome assembly.
AUGACAAGAAGGUACAUGAUGGACAUGAUAACUCAUGCAGAUACUGAUGUUGUGAUCGUUGGUGCUGGCGCAUCUGGAUUAUCUUGCGCUUAUGAGCUUAGCAAGAACCCUUCUGUCAAAAUUGCCAUUGUUGAACAAUCUGUUAGCCCUGGUGGUGGUGCUUGGCUUGGCGGUCAGCUCUUUUCUGCCAUGGUUGUUCGCAAACCAGCUCAUCUCUUUCUUGAUGAGCUAAGCAUCGAGUAUGAUCAGCAAGAAGACUAUGUAGUAAUCAAGCAUGCAGCUCUCUUCACCUCCACAAUCAUGAGCAAAGUCCUUGCCCGUCCAAAUGUUAAGCUUUUUAAUGCAGUGGCUGCAGAGGACUUGAUAGUUAAGGAAGGAAGAGUAGCUGGAGUGGUCACCAAUUGGGCUCUUGUGUCAAUGAAUCACGACACACAAUCUUGUAUGGAUCCAAAUGUGAUGGAGGCCAAGGUGGUUGUGAGUUCUUGUGGACAUGACGGACCAUUCGGUGCUAGUGGGGUUAAGAGGCUAAAGAAUAUUGGCAUGAUUGAUAAUGUGCCAGGAAUGAAGGCCCUUGACAUGAAUGUUGCUGAAGAUGCCACUGUGAGGCUUACUAGGGAAAUUGUGCCUGGAAUGAUUGUCACUGGCAUGGAAGUUGCUGAGAUUGAUGGCUCUCCAAGAAUGGGACCAACAUUUGGGGCAAUGAUGAUAUCAGGGCAGAAGGCAGCUCACCUUGCCUUGAAGUCACUAGGGUUGCCCAAUGCGCUGGAUGGAACGUUUGUGGGAGGCGUUCAUCCAGAGCUGAUCCUGGCUGCUGCAGAAUCUGCUGAUAUUGCAGAGGCUUGA